UGUUCCUUGGCUCCGUCUGGGCCGAAGGGGAGAUCUGGGCAGCCUCGCAACCCCCUCUGGAUUACUUCAUGGCCCCCCUGGGGGUCACAGCCCCCGGGUUGGGGACCACUGGGUUAGGAGAUGUAGAACAAAAAAUAUCACAGCAGGAUUUUGGUGCGGACUUAGAUAUUGACACCUGCUCAUCAUUUUUAUCCAGCAAAGCUUCAUUGAAAGCGAACCUUACUGCCUCAGGUCCUCAGCUCAAUGAUGAAUUUCCGAGAGAAACCUUCACUUUUAACUGCCCCUUGCCUGGCAAUGUUGAAGAUUUCAAUAUAAAACUGUUCAAAGGGCAGCAUGAAGGAGUAGUCUGUGCUCUCUACGUAGACAAAGGGAAAGUACAGAGUCACAAGAGUGAGUCAUGUGAUCCAGUGCAUUCUGGUGAUAAAGUGUCAUUUGUACUCAAAAAAUUGAAAAAUAAGGAUAGUGAUACCUAUAUCUGCUGCCUAGAAGUUCUUAUGCCAGUAUAUCGUUGCUGCGAAACAACUGAAAAACAUCUCUAUGUCCAAGAAGAAUCCUGCUUGUUAUCAGAAUUCACAUCAUGGAUACUCGUUGGACUCACUGUUCUUUCCGUUGUUGCCUGUAUCUUUUGUUUAAUAGCUUGUUGUCUGAAAAAUGUGAUUUGCCACCAUUCCUCUAGCCCUCAUGACUACAACAAUGAAUAUAUGCCCAUGGCAGCUGUGAAACCCAGCUAAUAAUUCACCACCCUCAGGUGUGAACUCUGGUAUACAGCAGUGAGAGCACAACAAGGAAGAAACUCCCAUCCACUUCGCAGUUUUGACUUUGGGUUCACAUGCUGACUUCUGCUGAGGAAGAAAACUUCUUGUGCCAUAGCAACGUUUUCUCAUUGUGUCUUGCUUAAGCCAUUCUUUGUAUGUGAAGCGACCCAAACAUGCCAAAACAACACUGAUCAAAUAACAUAGGUCUGUGGUUUGCUUUUUGCAGGGACUUUUUGUGGCUGUACAGAAAACUGCCUUUACAGCUGGUUUCCUCUACCCUGCCCCCAAAACCAGCAGCUGAGUAAAAUAACCAGAGCUAUCCACCACUAUGCUGCACAUACCGUUAUUGCAAAUAUCUCCUUUGUAACCUGUUCAGUAUCAGGCAAAUAAUUCCUUCAUUAUGUGGCUACACAAGUACUGGUAUAGUGCAGUGGCCGGAAUGCAGAAUUUGCUUCCCCUAGAUCAGAGGUGGAGAACCUCAGGCCCAGGGGCCAUAUGUGGCCCUCCAGGCCUCUCCGUCUGGCCCUUGAGACUCUCCUCAGGCCACCCUCCUCCCUAGGCUAAACCCUGACCAGCUGUGCUUCACCCCCACCUCCAGUUCUUUUGCCUGGCUGGGAUAAGUCCUUGAACUAUAAUAAUGCCUCUGGCUUGCCUUGAUGGAGAGAUGCAAGUGUAGAAAUCUCUGAGAUGUGCAUGGCUGCACUGUACAAAGACGAGUGGAAGACACCUGGGCUUGUUGGGAACACUCCCCACCCAUGGACUUAUAAGCAGUGCCGCUGUGGAUCACCCUGUUGAGUUACACUGAGGGUGAGGGCGCUGCCCCAUUUUGUUGUUGCUUUUAUGGGUAUUGCGGGGGGGACAGUGGAGUUAAGAAUGAUUGUGGGUGCUUCCUGGUGAGAGCUGGCAGCUUCAGGAUCGGGGAGUGUGUAAUUUUGUGCCACCUUUUAGUGAGAGCUUAAUUUAAGGAGAGAGCCCCAGAGGUUUGUGAGUGCUCCUGCCACCUAUAAAUACCAGAGCUUGGAAGUAAUUUGUUACAAGUAACAAAUUACUUGUAAUUCAUUACUUUUUUGAGGAACAAGUGGGUAAUUCCUUUACAUUUUGAUUGUAAUAGAACUAGGAGUAAUUUUAUUACUUUUGUGGAAUAACUGUAAUGUUUCCAGCAUUACUUCGGGGCAUUACUUGGGGGGAAAGCAGGGGAAGUCUUCUGCUCCUCUGAUUUGUGGAUGAAAAUCAUGUGCCUCAAACUGGUUUUCUGUGCAGCAUCGCUCUUCCCUCAUGCUCUGUGGGUGGGUAGGAGGCAAUGAGGGAGGAGAUGGAGAGUGAGACGGUGUGGAGUGGAGAAAACAAGUGUUUUUAAAAAUGGGCGGUGGUGGUGAAGAAUGGAGUGCAAAAAGGAUCGGGAGGGCAAGAACAUGGAUAAAGGAGAAGGAGGCAGCAGCAGAGUGAAGAUAAAGAACUGUGGAGGUGAAAGAUGACAACAUGUGUAUGUGUGUGUGUGUGUGUGAAUACUGUGUUUGCACUUGGCACACAAGGUGGCCUUCACCACCCUCUCUGGCUACUGUGCUGCAUUUGCAGUAUUUUAACUUUUUUGCAUCUCAGGGGAAAAUGUUUGCUUGGGUGAGUGUCCCUUAGUUGGUGGCAGAGCAGGCUCCGGGAGUUGGUUAAGUGAGAGAGAUUAUGCUGGCCGGCUGAGUGGGGGUGGGUUGCACUUGGUGUGACGUGCAAAGAUCUGAGUAUUGGCCUCUGCCUCCCUCCCCACCUCCCUUGCCAGCGGAGAGACCACCAUUGUUAUCUUAUGAAUAAAAAUAAUUA
This is a messenger RNA of Rhineura floridana, 2567 nucleotides long. RefSeq lists its product as uncharacterized. Lineage: Eukaryota; Metazoa; Chordata; Lepidosauria; Squamata; Rhineuridae. The record is from RefSeq and is a predicted model, not a curated record. Gene Ontology annotation, biological process: T cell tolerance induction; cell-cell adhesion; T cell costimulation. The transcript is spliced from 7 exons. The coding region runs from base 69 to 731 and encodes 220 amino acids.